Molecule: messenger RNA, 582 nt
Organism: Sclerotinia borealis F-4128
Lineage: Eukaryota; Fungi; Ascomycota; Leotiomycetes; Helotiales; Sclerotiniaceae
Source: the annotation of a GenBank genome assembly
AUGGCUCAACGCUUUGAUAUCGGGAGCCUACUCUGCAUGCUUCGAUCGGCCGCGCCUUACGUUCCUAUUCCGUUGUACGCAGAGAGUCUCAGGGUCAAGACAGCCCUUGCAUCGGCCACUCUCACUCGAGUUUCUGUCAACGAGUGCCUGAGUGGGUGUAUCAAAGACCUCUCCUUGUUGUGGCACAUGGAUGACUUCGAAGUAUUCGGCCUGUCCCGUGCGAUACAACAGCCAUUCGCCGUCAAGCAUAUGUCACGGGAACGAAUUCGACCUGGCAAACCCACAAAUACUCAAGAUCCCAAACGUCAUCAUGGGGCGAACCCCGGUCUCUCUGGCAAGCCAGCCCAGUGUCACGAGAGAGGCUGUUCGGGAGACCAUCGUCACCGUUGGCUUCGUGACACCGAAGGAGCAUGCUGUCGGGAAUUUGGGCUGGCAGAUCUACUGGCAUGGCUCGUUUUUGCGAUGCAGAUCACCCUCACAGGCAGUGCGGCAUUUAUUGUGACUUGGCACGGCAUGCACCUCGCGGGCUGCCUCCUCCUUUGUAUCACCAUCAGCAACAGUAUCACCUCCUGCCCAGGAUAA